GGAAAAAAAAUCAUUUUUACAAAGAGUGUACAAUUUUCAAAUUUUGUUCUCCAGAUAAGUGCAUUUAACCCAAAGAUCUGAUCUCUGUCUUCUCUCUGGGUUUUUAGGGUUCCGCGGAAAGAAAUUGAAAAUGCAGCUGACACUUGAAUUUGGUGGGGGAUUGGAGUUACUAUGUGACUCUGUGAAGAUCCAUAAUGUCAGCAUUGAUCCUGAAAAUGGAGUGGGAAAGUUAAUUAUGAAAGAUUUACUCUCUUGGGUUCGUACUAACCUGAUCAAGGAGCGGCCAGAAAUGUUUAUGAAAGGCGACACUGUAAGACCUGGUGUUCUGGUGCUUGUAAAUGAUUGUGAUUGGGAGCUUAGUGGGCAGCUUGACACAACAUUGGAAGAGAAAGACGUGGUAGUGUUCAUAUCCACCUUGCAUGGAGGCUAGCUUUAUCAGGAAUUUGUCCUUUUCAGAUUGUAUCUACUAAAUAGUUGUCUGACAUAAUAUAGUACUUGGGCAUUUUAAUCUUAAAAAUCUGUAUUUUUCUGGACAUUCGUCCCACCGAUAUGGACAUUAUUAUCUUGAAAUAUAUACAUGGUAAUCCUGGUCAGAUUUUGCUCUGA
Messenger RNA from Benincasa hispida (wax gourd), 606 nucleotides. RefSeq names its product ubiquitin-related modifier 1 homolog 2. Gene Ontology annotation, biological process: tRNA thio-modification. NCBI's taxonomy places the organism in Eukaryota, Viridiplantae, Streptophyta, Magnoliopsida, Cucurbitales, Cucurbitaceae. The record is from RefSeq and is a predicted model, not a curated record. Gene Ontology annotation, cellular component: cytoplasm.